This is a messenger RNA of Pyrus x bretschneideri (Chinese white pear), 3299 nucleotides long. Its product is annotated as phosphatidylinositol-3-phosphatase myotubularin-1-like. Gene Ontology annotation, biological process: dephosphorylation. The record is from RefSeq and is a predicted model, not a curated record. Gene Ontology annotation, molecular function: phosphatase activity. NCBI's taxonomy places the organism in Eukaryota, Viridiplantae, Streptophyta, Magnoliopsida, Rosales, Rosaceae. The transcript has 19 exons. Bases 157 to 2706 code for a protein of 849 amino acids.
AGCCCUCUCCCCUCCCUCCCUCCCUCCGCCGAUUCAUUCACCGCCAACAACAAACAACCAAUAAAACGACGAGAAACCUCACGUCUCUCUCUCUCUCUCUCUCUCUCUCUCUUCCAUUAUCUUGUCGAAAGUCGGACAAACGGCGUCCUUCGCGGCAUGGCAGCACCGAAGCACCGUUCAGGUCGAUCAACGCCUCUCAGGGACUCUUCCGAGUCCCAGAAAAUGGAGGCCACUGGCCUCUGGGACGCCCUCGACUGGACCAUUGAGCCUGUUUCGCGGUCCAUUUCGCAGUCCGUUUCGCAUGUAAAAUUGGAGUGCUUGCUUGAAGCCGAGCAAGUCCAAGUUGAGGGGUAUGGAGUUGUUCUUGUUAAUACGGAUGAGGCAGGGACCUUGAUAGUGACCAAUUUUCGUCUUUUAUUCCUGAGUGAGGGAACAAGAAAUGUUAUUGCUCUUGGCACGAUACCUUUGGCAACAAUUGAGAAGUUCACCAAAAUUGUCGUAAAGAAUCAGUCAACCCCUCGUCAAUCUGAAAAGAGUCCAUCAAGACGACUUCUUCAGGUCAUUGGUAAAGACAUGAGGACCAUUGUCUUUGGGUUUCGUCCUAAAACAAGGCAGAGACGUGCAAUAUUUGAUGCAUUAGUAAGGUGUACAAAGCCAGCAAAUCUGUGGGAUCUUUAUGCUUUUGUGUCUGGACCAUCCAAAUUUUUUAACACCAGCCCAAAGGUGCGGUUACUAAAUGAGUAUCUUCGGCUUCUUGGAAAAGGGUUCCAACAACCAUCGAUGGAUAUGAUUGAAGAUGGUUCAUUCACAUUUUCUAAUGAUUUGUGGAGAAUAAGUAGUAUAAAUUCCAGCUAUAUAAUGUGCCAGAGUUAUCCAUUUGCCUUGAUAGUUCCAAAAUCCAUAACUGAUGAAGAAGUACUCCAAGCUUCCAACUUCCGAGCAAGAGGUCGCUUGCCUGUAGUUACAUGGUGUGAUCCAAAAACUGGAGCAGUUCUUGCACGCUCAUCCCAACCCUUGGUUGGUCUCAUGAUGAAUAUGAGGAGCAACACAGAUGAAAAGAUUGUUGCUGCACUUUGCACUAAGCUUGCUGGUACAAGAGGUAAACGGAGGAAAUUAUAUAUAGCUGAUGCAAGACCUCGAAAGAAUGCUUUAGCUAAUGGUGCUAUGGGAGGUGGCUCUGAGUCAUCUUCAAAUUAUCUUCAAUCUGAGAUAGUUUUUUUUGGGAUAGACAACAUACAUGCGAUGAGAGAGAGCUUUGCCCGACUCAGAGACUACUUAGACACUCAUGGUGCAGCUUCUUCGGAUGGAAUGUCAUCUUUCUUGAGAAAUGGUGGAUGGACGUGGGGUGGAGGCAACCUUAGCAGUAUGUCUGCUUCAGUGUCAACUUUGGGGGACAGUGGUUGGUUAAUACACGUUCAAAGUGUCUUGGCUGGUUCUGCUUGGAUUGCUGCUCGUGUUGCUUUGGAGUCGGCAUCAGUGCUUGUACAUUGUAGUGAUGGAUGGGACAGGACCACUCAGCUGAUUUCACUUGCCAAUUUGUUGCUUGAUCCAUACUAUCGUACUUUAACUGGGUUUCAGGCACUCGUUGAGAAAGAUUGGCUAGCAUUUGGUCACCCAUUUGCAGAUCGAGUUGGCAUGCCAGCAGGAAGUGGCAACAUGCCUUCUGAAUUAACAAGGCAGUACUCUGCUCCGAAUCUCCAAUCAUCACCCAGUCGCCAGUCAGCAUCUCAAGCGCCUUCUCAUUCACAGAAUUCAAAUAACUAUUCUCCCAUAUUUCUGCAGUGGGUUGAUUGUGUUUCACAAUUGCUGCGGAUGUAUCCUUUUUCUUUUGAGUUCUCUUCGGCAUUUCUGGUUGAUCUAUUGGACUGUGUUCUAUCGUGUCGCUUUGGAAACUUCUUCUGUAAUAGUGAAAGGGAGAGGCAGCUAUGUGGUGUACCUGAAGCUUGUGGAUGCAUGUGGGCAUAUUUGGCUGAUUUACGUGCUUCACAGGGAAGUUCUCAUGUGCACUAUAACUACUUUUAUGAUCCAUUAAAACACGAUGGUCCACUGUUACCUCCAGCAGCAGCUUUAGCACCAACUCUCUGGCCUCAAUUCCAUCUUCGUUGGGCUUGUCCCUCAGAGGUUCAAACUGGAGGGGUUGAAGCUCAAUUUAGGCAAAUGGAUGUUAAGUUCUCUGAACUACAAAAGGAAAAAGAAAUGGCAGAAAGGAAAGCUAAAGAAAUCGCCACCAUGAUGGAAUCAUUAACCGCAGAACUGCAAAAUGAGAAGCAAGUUAGCAGCUCAGUUAAGCAGAUGGCCAGGAGGGCAACCAAGGAAAGUGAGGCCAUAAAGCGAGCUGUACAAUCACUGGGAUGCAAGGUCCACUUUUCAAACAGCGGAGAUUGCACCGUUGACAUCGAGAGCAGCCAAAUUGAACCUUCGCACAAGUCACCUUACUAUUUAAAAAGAGAAGCGGAUGGCACCGUGCAGCGCGAUGAGAAAUCAGACCUCUCUGUUUCGAUCACAGUUAUGGCAGAUGAUGAUGCUUCCAGCAACCCAGUCGGGCGAGUAUGUGAAACGUUAUGCCCGUUACGCAUGCGAGGUGGGGGCUGCCGGUGGCCAGACGCUGGUUGUGCUCAGUUGGGUAGCCAAUUUCUCGGACUAAAGGCUAACUACGAGGAUUUUGAUAAACUUUCUAUUUACGAUAGCUAUUUCCAGCCGAAAUAAUAGUAUCUAAAUUUGGAGCAUGGGAGAUUAUAUUCACACAUCCCAAAUUACUUCUUCCAUAUCUUUUUAAUUUUUUAAUAAUUUUUUAUCAAGUGUUAGUGGUGUGUAGAAAAUAUUAAAAAAUUAAAAAUGUGUGAGAGAAGUAAUUUGGGGUAUGUGAAUAUAAUCUCUCUUGGAGCAUUCUUGGAGGUAUCAGACCAACCUCACUACUCCUGCAACGUUGGAAAUUCCCAUAUAGAGUUCAAAGUUUCUUUUAGGAUAGUUCCAAGAUUUUUGGUAGGAUGCCCUAAAGUGAACACGAGAGGAACGACGAAGGACGGACCGAUAAUAUGAAUAUGGGUCUCAAGAUAUAUUGUACAGAGGAUGUAGAGUUAGCUGAGGAGUGAGGACUCUCAAGUGAAGAUGAACACUACUACAUUGUAGUACUAAGUGGCUCAUUACAUUUUUGGUUGGUGCUUGUACGGUUAAUUGUAAAUGAGGCAAUUUUAUCUCCUAAAUGAGGUUAGUUUUCGAGCCGAUUUAUGUAUUGUAACGUUGUUUUUGCCAGUAAUGAUGUAUACCAGGACUUCGGAUGCAAUAAAAUUUUACUUUUA